CUUUCACAGCCUGGUGUCCUCCAGAGGUUUUGGGCUGGCACCAUCCAGGGUGACCAGUGUUCAGGGAUGAUGGGAGUUGUAGUCUAGCAACACUAGGAGGGGUACCAGGUUUAGGAAGACUGGUUUUAAUUCAUAGACCUUUUUCAUGCAUCCUUUUCUCCCUUCUUGUUUGGCCUUGAACCAAUGAAACAAGGAAUCUGCGUCUGGGUUGAGCAACUCCAGAAGAGGUGCUGUUCCAAAGAACAAAAGUCAGUCAUGUGUCCAUUACUCAAGAAGUUAAGCUUCUGGUGAUGACUCUUCAAAUUCAUUUACAUAAGAGUCAUGUGACACUGUUAGAGUAUAUAAUACGCCCGACUAAACUACUGGAUCAUAGUUGCUGCUGAUUUGCCCGUGGAGACUUCUCAGAACCUUCAAGGUUGACUUGUCACCAUGAUGGCUGGAGGCUUAACAGAUGCCAGUCCUUCUACUCCAGAUGUUCAGCAGCUGGCUGACAAGAUGAAAUCUCAGAUAGAACAGAAGGAAAACAAGGUUUAUACUGUUUUCACUGCUGUUGAGUACAAAACACAGGUGGUUGCUGGAACAAACUAUUUCAUUAAGGUCGAUGUUGGCCAGGGUGAACAUUUGCACUUACGCGUAUUCCAGCCCCUUCCUCACAAGAACGAAGCCCCUUCUUUGACCGCUUACCAGACUGGGAAGACGGCGAAUGAUCCACUGAACUACUUCUAAGGAGAAGUAGCCCUUUCUGCUGCCAUCUUGUGUGUGUUUUUUAAGCAAAUACAGGUUGCAGACUGACAUGUCAAAAUCAGCUACAAAUAAAACAUCUCGUUUGGGAA
Messenger RNA from Podarcis muralis (Common wall lizard), 833 nucleotides. RefSeq names its product cystatin-B-like. Gene Ontology annotation, cellular component: cytosol. Lineage: Eukaryota; Metazoa; Chordata; Lepidosauria; Squamata; Lacertidae. The record is from RefSeq and is a predicted model, not a curated record. Gene Ontology annotation, molecular function: cysteine-type endopeptidase inhibitor activity.